UUGCAGUUACAGCUCCUGCAACUCUCUUCUUCCCUCAAUUUUCACUUUGCAUUUCGCUAUUUUGCAUAGCUCAUGACCUUAAAGUUUUCCCAAUUGCGUCAAAGGUAUGCGUAAUUUCACCAAACCCCUUCCCCCAAUUUAGGGUUUUUGAAAAACUUCAAUGGUGAUUGAGUAGAAUUAGCCUUCUGGUCCAACUUGCAUUGUUGUUUAGAAUUUUCAUUUUUCCUUUCUUUUGUUCAUGUAAUGGGGAAUGUUGAAAUCCCCAAUUGGCUCAAAGGGUUGCCACUUGCACCGGAAUUUCGCCCUACUGAUACUGAAUUCGCCGACCCAAUUGCUUAUAUUUCGAAGAUUGAGAAGGAAGCUGGCAACUUUGGGAUAUGUAAGAUUAUCCCACCGUUGCCUAAACCUUCAAAAAAAUAUGUUUUUUCUAAUUUGAAUAGUUCCCUCUUGAAGUACCCGGAUUUGGGUACAGAUAACAGUUCCUUAGGUGUUUGUGAUUCUUCGAAAAUGGGUUCUAGGGAUAGUGGUAGUGAUGGGGUGUUGCGAGCUGUGUUUACUACAAGGCAUCAAGAACUGGGGCAGAGUGUGAAAAAAGCCAAAGGGACAGUUCAGAAUCCAAUGUCAUGUGUUCAAAAGCAAGUAUGGCAAAGUGGGGAGCUCUAUACAUUGGAACAGUUUGAGUCUAAAUCGAAGUCUUUUGCUAAAAGUGUGCUGGGUAUGGUGAAGGAUGUUUCUCCACUAGUUAUAGAGGCUAUGUUUUGGAAGGCAGCUUUAGAAAAGCCUAUAUAUCUGGAGUAUGCCAAUGAUGUGCCUGGUUCUGCUUUUGGAGAAUCCAAGGGUCAUUUUCGUUAUAGUCAUAGAAGGCAAAGAAAACGGAAUUCUUAUAAGAGAAGAUUGGAAAACUCUGAUUGUAAACAAACUGAAACAGGUAGCUCAAGAGAUGCCCAAAGUGAUGAGACUAAGGGUGCUUUUGCCCAAAGUCUUGUAGAGACAUGUUUACAGAUGUCCAAAUCAGCUACGAAUGUGUCAACUUUCUCACCAAAUGAACCUUCACAGUCUUCUAAGGAAAAGAGCUCAGAUGCCAGCAAUGAUAUGCAAGGCACUGCUGGUUGGAAGCUUUCAAACAGUCCUUGGAACUUGCAAGUUAUUGCACGCUCAUCCGGCUCGCUAACACGUUUCAUGCCGGAUGAUAUUCCUGGUGUUACUUCCCCCAUGGUAUACAUUGGUAUGCUGUUCAGUUGGUUUGCCUGGCAUGUAGAGGAUCAUGAGCUUCACAGCAUGAACUUUCUUCACACUGGCUCAUCAAAGACUUGGUAUGCUGUUCCUGGAGAUUAUGCCUUUGCUAUUGAGGAAGUCAUCCGCUCUGAGGGUUAUGGUGGUAAUAUUGAUCACUUAGCUGCUUUGAAACUUUUGGGUGAGAAAACAACUCUUUUGUCACCUGAGGUGGUUGUUGCAUCUGGGAUUCCUUGUUGCAGGUUAGUACAGAACCCUGGUGAAUUUGUCGUGACUUUUCCAAGAGCUUAUCAUGUAGGAUUCAGCCAUGGUUUUAACUGUGGGGAAGCUGCUAACUUUGGAACUCCACAAUGGCUUAGAGUAGCUAAGGAAGCUGCGGUUCGUAGAGCUGCAAUGAACUAUCUUCCCAUGCUUUCCCAUCAGCAACUUCUUUACUUGCUUACCAUGUCUUUUAUUUCAAGAGUGCCAAGAACAUUAUUACCUGGUGUGCGUAGUUCUCGUCUGAGAGACCGUCAGAAAGAAGAAAGAGAGUUUUUAGUAAAACAGGCUUUUAUAGAAGAUAUGCUGCAGGAAAACAAGCUGCUAUCAAUUCUUCUUGGAAAGAAAGAGACUAAACAAGCGGUUUUAUGGAAUGCUGAUUUACUACCAGAUUCCAGCAAAUAUUGUCAAUUGCCUGAUUUAGCUUCUACUACUGGAACUUCUACAGCAUACAUGUCGAAUAUUAGUUCUGCAGAUAAGAGUAGUCACAAUCUGCUUGAUGAGAUGAGUUUGUAUAUGGAGGACAUGACUGAUUUAUAUCUUGAUGGUGAUGACCUUCCAUGUCACUUCCAAACUGAUUCAGGAGCAUUGGCUUGUGUGGGUUGUGGAAUCCUUGGUUUUCCGUUUAUGACUGUGAUACAACCAUCUGAGAAAUUGAUAAUGGAUCAUCUAGCUCAAGAUUCCUCUCUGAACUCUGCUGCCUCCCUUCAGAGCUCAGUCUCAAGGGAUCUUUCUGUUUCUGAACUUUCUUCAGCAAAGGAGUCGCCUGAUCAAUCAAUAAAGAAGUGCAAUCCUUCCAGUAAAUUUUUGAGGCCAAGGAUUUUCUGCCUGGAGCAUGCUGUUCAGAUAGUGGAGAUGUUGCAGUGCAAAGGUGGAGCCAAUGUGCUUAUAAUUUGCCAUUCAGACUAUCAGAAAAUAAAGGCACAUGCUGGGGCAGUUGCAGAAGAGAUACAUAGUGCUUUUGGUUAUAACGAGGUUCCAUUAGAUACUGCUUCCUCAGAAAAUUUGACUCUGAUAGAUAUGGCAAUUGAUGGUGAAGAACAUGAUGAAUGUGAAGACUGGACAUCUAAAUUAGGCAUUAACCUACGCUAUUGUGUCAACUCAAGAAAUAUCUCUCCAUCUAAACAAGUUCCUUGGACACUAGAAUUAGGGAUGCUGUUCUAUGAUAAACGUCCUGGUUCAGAAUUUUCAUCUUUAAAUUGGCAGUCACGGAGAUCUCGGUCCAAAAGGUUAAAUCAUUUAGCUCAGACUAAACCCUAUGACAGCAUUCAGAGAAAGAAGGAUGAUCAGUUGGAGGGAAGGACAGAUGGUUCCACUACUAAAAAGAAGCUAAUUCAAUAUUCAAGAAGGAAGUUCAAGUCAAAGCAAAGUUGUUUCUCUGUAGCAAGCAUGGUCCAUGAAUUCCAAGAAAAGUCCAAAAAUGUGUCAGCUGUCUUGAGUGGGGAUCAUGAUGAUUGUGUUUCUGAAAAAGAGCCUGACACUGAGACUUUCAGGAGUAAUUGUGAAUUGUCAUGUGUCUCUGCUUCUACUGCAAUGUCUCCUAUGCAUCAUGAAAUCCAGAUUGCGGAGUUGCCCACUAGUGUGAGCUUGAACAAUGCUACUUCACAACUUCCAAAUUCCAUUCCUGAUCCUAUUUUAAUGAUUGAAAAAAUUGGGGCAGAGAUUGAGAAUCAAAUCAUGCAUGAAUUAGAUAUAGAUGGAAAAAAUGAUUUAACACUUGAUCAUUCUAAGAUGCAUUACAAUAGCAGUGUCUCAGAAGUAUGUGGCAUAGAGAGCCACGGUUGUCAGGACAAGAAAUAUUCUAGCUCACUCACAAAUGCAACAGACAAAAAUAUUGAAAUGUUUAGAAAGAAUCAAGUUACAGAAGUAAUUACCAUUGAUAGCAAAUGUAAUAGCUUAGGUUUAGAUGAUGAGGGCCAUGAAGAAUGUCAGUCUACCUGCAAAAGCAACAAUGAGGAAACUGCUUUAUCUACUGCUUCCUUGGUAAAUCAACCUACUCUUGCCUCUAUGGAUGGAAGUUUUGAAAGUCCAAAUAAUAAUAAUGCUCCAGACAGAGUUAGCAAUGCUAUGUCUUUAAAAGAGACAACUGGUGAAGAAAUUAAUUCUUUGAAUGAAAGGGACAAAGAACCUCUAAAUGAUGAUAAACCAAGAAGUGAACAUACUCCAAAUGGAGAAGUUUGUGAAGUUCCAAGAGAGCUUUGUGCUGUUGCAGACUUGCAUGAAACAGUAAUCUUGAAUGAAGAGAUGCAGCAAGAAACCCGGGUUGGGAAAGGUAACAAAAGUGAAAAUAUUCAGCCCACUCAUGUUUCAGCAAAACAAUGGUGUGAAUUCACAAGAGGGGAAUAUGCUGAGCAGUUAAAUGAUGAAAUGAUUUCAGAGUCUGUAAAGCAGUGUCAGACCCAGAAUAAGAAUAAAGUUAAUGAGGAACCUGUUUCUAGUUAUGUUGCAAAAGGUGAAAAUAGAAGUUUAACUAUCUCAGAAUCAGGAUGUUCUGAUGUUUCAGUGGAAACCGGUCCUCAAGAAGACUCGAGUGUUCAAGUUAUUUCACAUAAAGAAAAGGAAAUCGAAAUCCAGCCAAUUAAUAUAAUUGAAGAGGAACUUUGCUCUGGUACUGAGACAUCAGUAAAGGACUCUUCUGUAUCAAUGCAGGAAUGUUCUGAAAAUGAGGAAGAGACGUGUGUUAGAGAAGACGUGGAUGGAUGCGAAGUUCAUUCCUCACAAGAUAAUAGGGAGCUGGAAAGUCGCGAGUUGAAUGCAGCAGUUCCGAGAUCAAAUGCUGGAAAGAGAAAAAAGAGGCAAGUGGAACAGACAACAAAGAACGAAUUCGAUUGCUACAACUUUAUUAGAAGUCCAUGUGAGGGGCUGAGGCCAAGAGCUGGGAAGAUUACCAGGGGCAAAAGUGAGGGGGGCAUCAGUCAAAAUGACAAGGAAAAUCAUGUAGCUAAAAGGGCGCGGAGAGCUUCUGAAGUUUUGGUUCCUCACAAGAAUAAAAAAGAUGAUGUUAAAAAGCCCCACAGGUGUGACCUUGAUGGUUGCCAUAUGAGUUUCAUGACCAAGGCUGAGUUACGGACACACAAACGUAACCUUUGCCCACAUAAAGGGUGUGGUAAGAAGUUCAGCUCCCACAAAUAUGCUAUGCUUCACCAGCGCGUGCAUGAGGAUGAGAGGCCUCUUAAGUGUCCAUGGAAAGGUUGUUCCAUGUCAUUCAAGUGGGCAUGGGCAAGGACAGAGCAUAUAAGGGUGCAUACUGGGGAGAAGCCUUAUCAAUGCAAGGUUGAGGGAUGUGGCCUUUCUUUCAGGUUUGUAUCAGAUUUUAGCAGGCACAGACGGAAAACUGGGCACUAUGUGAAAUCUGCUGCUUGAGAUACAAUAUUCAUUUCGGUACCUCUUUAUUUUUUAGUUUGUAAGGUGCACAUAUGCAAUUAGAUUCGUGAGAAGUGAGGCAUAGAGUAAUGUCUGACCAUAAAGCAUUGCUGGUUAGGUGUAAAUUUAGGAUAGAAUGGUUGUUUUUGUAGGUGCUCAAUAUCCAAUUUAAUUGAAGGCAGUUAGAGUUGGUAAGUUUCAGAGAGUUUUGAUCUUUCGGGAUUAUUAGACAGAAGAUCUAGCAAGAGUCUGUAUAGGAGGGAAAACUCUCCAUUAGAGAGUGCUACAUCAUGUUGUUUGGUCAUAUCUCUGCUGGCUUACUUUUUUUGAUUGCCUGUACUUAUGGUUCUUUCGAAGCAGUUGAUAGGUCAUUGAUCUUUCUGGAUAGUUGUUCAUUAUGAUUAACAUCAUUUGUUUUUAAGGGGGGGACAAGAAAGCUGAGAGUAAGAAA
Messenger RNA from Gastrolobium bilobum, 5305 nucleotides. RefSeq names its product lysine-specific demethylase ELF6. Gene Ontology annotation, cellular component: nucleus. Gene Ontology annotation, molecular function: histone H3K4me/H3K4me2/H3K4me3 demethylase activity. Bases 244 to 4854 code for a protein of 1536 amino acids. Gene Ontology annotation, biological process: chromatin remodeling. The record is from RefSeq and is a predicted model, not a curated record. NCBI's taxonomy places the organism in Eukaryota, Viridiplantae, Streptophyta, Magnoliopsida, Fabales, Fabaceae. The transcript is spliced from 7 exons.